AUGACAAGUUCCCUCUACACACGGCCGCCCGUCUCGGCCAAGACCGAUCCCAAGCUUUCACAGCGCAGAGAUGACGAUGAUCGUCUCCCCAUCCACUGGGCCGCAUCAUCCAACAAUCUCGACAUUGUGGUGCUCCUCGCCAAUCAAAAGUCCUUCGACCCAGACGUACAGGAUGGCAGCGGCUGGACACCCCUCAUGAUCGCAGCCAGCGUUGUCGACAGCGAGCCCAUUCUAAGACUAUUCCUACAGAAAGGCGCCGACGUCAACGAGAAAAAUAACAGUGGUGCCACCGCCUUGCACUUUGUCGCGUCCAAGAAGAAUCUCGACACAGCACGCCUCCUCAUCGAGAACAAGGCUUCUACACGCGUCCGCGAUAAACGGGGCCAAUACGCCAUCCAUCGCGCUGCGGCCGUUGGAUCCGCCCCCAUGGUAACCCUCCUCCUCCGCAACCGCAGUGCGCUCAACGCCACGGAUGUCGAGGGGUUCACGCCAUUGCACCAUGCCAUCGCCGAGGGUCACGGCGACGUUGCGGUGCUCCUGCUCAAAGAAGGUGCCGAUCAUGCGUUGAAGAACGCGGAGGAUAUGCUCGCCCUCGACCUCGCGCCCGACAAGGAUGUGCGCCGGUAUAUAUUACAGGGUGCAGAGCGUGAGGGCGUCAACCUGACCUAG
This is a messenger RNA of Emericellopsis cladophorae, 669 nucleotides long. RefSeq lists its product as uncharacterized. The record is from RefSeq and is a predicted model, not a curated record. The coding region runs from base 1 to 669 and encodes 222 amino acids. The transcript has 7 exons. Gene Ontology annotation, molecular function: protein binding. Lineage: Eukaryota; Fungi; Ascomycota; Sordariomycetes; Hypocreales; Bionectriaceae. Gene Ontology annotation, cellular component: nucleus; cytoplasm.